Messenger RNA from Strigops habroptila (Kakapo), 1469 nucleotides. RefSeq names its product sulfatase modifying factor 2 (gene SUMF2). The transcript is spliced from 9 exons. NCBI's taxonomy places the organism in Eukaryota, Metazoa, Chordata, Aves, Psittaciformes, Psittacidae. The record is from RefSeq and is a predicted model, not a curated record. Bases 46 to 975 code for a protein of 309 amino acids. Gene Ontology annotation, cellular component: endoplasmic reticulum.
CCGCAGCUCUUCCGUGUCGCGGUGCCGCGGUCGGUGGCUGGUGCCAUGGCCGGGGCGGCGCUGGCGCUGCUGGCGUGCGGCUGUGCGCUGCGCGCAUUCGCACAGGAUGAUGGCAUGGUGCAGCUGCCUGGUGGGAAGUUCCAGAUGGGAUCCAGCGCCCUGGAGAAGAGGAAUGAAGAGUGGCCUGUCAGGGAGGUGGCAGUGAAGCCGUUUGCUGUCGACAAAUACCCCGUCACAAACAGGGAUUUCAGGGAGUUUGUUAGAGAAAAGAAGUACAAAACAGAAGCAGAAGUGUUUGGCUGGAGCUUUGUCUUUGAGGAUUUCGUAUCUGAAGAGCUGAAGAAAAAGGUCACCCAAAAACUGGAGUCUGCCCCUUGGUGGCUGCCCAUUGAGAAGGCAUUUUGGCGACAGCCCUCAGGUCCUGGCUCUAGCAUAAAGGACAGGCUGGAUUACCCAGUGCUGCAUGUGAGCUGGAAUGAUGCACAAGCAUACUGUGCCUGGAAAGGGAAGAGGCUCCUGGCAGAGGAGGAGUGGGAAUUUGCUGCCAGGGGAGGACUGGAGCAAAGGAUGUAUCCAUGGGGAAACAAGUUUCAGCCAAAUCGUACAAAUCUGUGGCAGGGAGAUUUCCCAAGGGUCGACACGGCUGAAGAUGGUUAUCACGGCAUCUCACCGGUGACAGCGUUCCCUCCUCAGAACAACUAUGGGCUCUACGACCUGCUGGGGAACACCUGGGAGUGGACUGCAUCCGAGUACCUGACCCCAGGGCUGGCAUCAAGGCAGCGCGCUCAGAACAUGCGGGUCCUGAGAGGUGCCUCCUGGAUUGACACCGCCGAUGGGUCUGCAAAUCAUAAAGCUCAUGUUACCACCAGAAUGGGGAACACACCAGACUCAGCCUCAGACAACCUCAGCUUCCGAUGCGCUGCCGAUGUUCCGCCUAUUGUGGCCAAGAAAAGCUGGACCAAACCUGAGCUCUGAGGAGGUCAGUCACUCAGGAAGACCUGAAGGCAUUUUCUCCUGUGGAGAUGAACAGUAACCCCCAGCAGUCACUCUUGUUAAACCCCAGACAGUUUAAAACAUUAAAUACUUUCAGCUAAAACUGCUUUCCACACUGGGAUGCCUGGGCACCAGCAGGGAUUGGGAAUGGCAGGCCGGGUGCUUUGUCUGUAAUGUCCUUUUGGUGUGGUAGAUAUUAUAGCUCUCCUCUUGGUGUCUGUUCUAAGCGAGCAGAGGGGUGCAUGUGUGCAGGACCAGGGUCUGCUCUGACCUGCAGCCCCAGCUGGAGUGAGCAAACACCCGCAGCCCUGCCUGGGCAUGGGGCUGUCCUGAGGGGCUGCUGAUGGGGUAAAGCAAUGGGGGCACAUCCCUGGAAGGGGGACUGACACAUCAGUCCCCAUCUCGGGAAUUCCCAGCUUUGUACCAUCUGCGAAGCCUUCCCAGAAAUAGAACAAGGCACCUUUAUUGACCCUUGA